AUGUCCGUUCCUGGCACAUCGCUCAUCACCACCUCAUUGCCCACCUCCUUUGAGCUUGGGACCGGCGCCUCCAUCUAUACGCAGUCACUGCUGCCCGCCUUCCACGAGGCGACGCACGAGAUCAUCCUCGUCACCUGCUUCUGGGCGCGUUCCGCCACACUAACUGCGGUGGCCGAGACGAUCCAGGUCCUAGCUGAGCGUCGCCGCCAGCUUCUCGAAAGCCAGGCGGAAGCAGGCCCUGAGGGUGACGCGCUGCCAGUCCUCAGAAUCCGCAUCUGCUUCUCGUCGCGCUCCCUCUUCCAGAAACUAUUUCACACCACUUCCAAGGAUGGCUACCUCUAUCCUCCAUCGUCAUGGUCGGAAAAGCUCGGCCUGCCAACACAACAGACACUGCGCAGCGGCAACAUUGACCUCCAGGUCAAGAGCCUCUUCUUCUUGCCGUUCUGUGUGAUGCACCCGAAGUUUCUCAUCAUCGAUCGGCAGCGCGCCUGGCUGCCGAGCUGCAACGUGAGCUGGGAACCCUGGCUCGAAGGGUGCAUCAGCUUCACCGGAGACGCCGUGACAGGUCUUGUGCGGUUCUACGAGGCUGUCUGGGCGAGGGACAACCAUCUUGACCAACCACCACCACCACCACCACCACCACAGGCGGGCCCUGGCCACCUCGGCCACACCGCCACCAACCGCAGCACAUCACGCCUUGGGCUGACUGCGAUCCAGUCACCGGCUCGUCUCUGUGUUGACCUGGCGAGACGCCCACUGCCCACCAUCAUACUGCCCUCGUCACAUCACCGCAAUCCGAGGUUUCGGCCAUUUCCCUGGCAAGGUGCGCCGUCAACGCCGCCGACUCCGCUCAACUGCGCCAUACUUCGCCUGCUGGACAUGGCGGAGAAUUCCGUCUACAUGCAGACACCAAAUCUCACUUCCACGGCUGUGCUUGAUGCGCUGCUGGACGCUCUCCUGCGCGGUGUGAAUGUCACAGUCGUGACGAGCAAAAACAUGAUGUUGAUAGAGCAGAUCGUGACCGCGGGAACAACCACGUCUUUGUGCGUCAAAUCGCUGAUCAAGAGGUAUCAAAGACAUCGUGACAUGGGCCAACCCAAGAAUUCAUGGACGGACAAUCAGCAACCCCAUCACGAUAUCGACCUUGAAGCUCAGCGCCACCGUGUGGGCUCACUCAAGAUCUCAUACUAUCAUCCUCGCCAGGCAAACAUGGCUCGAAACAUGAAAGAAGAACCGGUCCAGUCCCACCUAAAGUUGACCAUUGUCGAUGAGCAAUACACAGUUCUUGGAUCGGGCAAUAUGGACAGGGCAAGUUGGUUCACCAGUCAAGAACUCGGUGUCCUGUUCCAAUCAGGCGAGCUUGCUACUACCGUCGCCAACUCGGUCGCAGAGGUGUUGCAGGGCAGGGCUGACACCUUGUACUCGUCGGAAUAG
Messenger RNA from Microdochium trichocladiopsis, 1434 nucleotides. RefSeq lists its product as uncharacterized. Lineage: Eukaryota; Fungi; Ascomycota; Sordariomycetes; Xylariales; Microdochiaceae. Gene Ontology annotation, molecular function: catalytic activity. Bases 1 to 1434 code for a protein of 477 amino acids. The transcript has 2 exons. The record is from RefSeq and is a predicted model, not a curated record.